CGGAGCGGGGGAGGGUGCGGGGGGGAGGCGCGGCGGAGGGGGCGACGCCAAGGGGCCGCUCCGUCCUCCUCCCACCGUGCUUCCCCUCGGCCGCCGCCGCCGCCGCUUCUUCUUCUUCUUCUCCUCCUCCUUCUCCUCCUUCUUCUCGUCGUGGUGGUCGUCCUUCUCCGCGCCCCGGCCCCCGCCCGCCGCCCCCAUGCAUCCCUUCUACAGCCGCGCCGCCAGCAUGAUCCGCGAGAUCGCCGCCGCCGUGGCCUUCAUCUCCAAGUUCCUCCGCACCAAGGGGCUGACGAGCGAGCGGCAGCUGCAGACCUUCAGCCAGAGCCUGCAGGAGCUGCUGGCCGAGCAUUAUAAACACCACUGGUUCCCAGAGAAGCCCUGCAAAGGAUCGGGUUACCGCUGCAUCCGGAUCAACCAUAAAAUGGACCCCCUGAUCGGACAGGCGGCCCAGCGCAUCGGACUGAGCGGUCAGGAGCUGUUCCGGCUGCUCCCCAGCGAACUGACCCUGUGGGUCGACCCCUACGAAGUGUCCUAUCGCAUCGGGGAGGACGGCUCCAUCUGCGUCCUCUACGAGGCCUCGCCCGCGGGAGGCGGCGCCCAGAACGGCACCGGCGUGCAGAUGGUGGACAGCAGGAUCAGCUGUAAAGAGGAACUUCUCUUGGGCAGAACGAGCCCUUCCAAAAACUACAAUAUGAUGACCGUGUCGGGUUAAGAUACGGUCGGAGGACGGGUCGUCUUACGGAUGGAUCGAUUUGAUUUCGAUUUUUUUUUUUUCCGAUUUUUAUUUUUUGUUUUUUCCCCCGGCUUUGGGUGGGCUCCUCUUGGGGAUGGAUUAUGGAAUUUAUACCGUGUCACGGCUGUGAAGAUCUGGCACGGGGUAGAAGGGUCGGUUUUUAAAGCGACGGUGCCAUAGUCUGGACGGUACCUCUCGGUGAUCUGGUAGCCCGUGAGUCCAAAUAAACGACCGCUCUCGUCCGCUAGGGAGUGAAGUCUCAGGGUGGAUUCGGCCUCUCCCCUCUGACUCGACCUCUCCGUCGAUUCCUUCGACUCGGACCCGUAUCCGCCGCCCCCUCCGCGGUAGACCUCGCGGAGCGGAUCCUUGCGCCGUCGCGUCCGUAGGGCGUUCUAGGUCGACCCUCCCGGCGGCUCGGUGGCGGAGCUCGAGCGUUCGGACGCGGCGGUGCCGGAAACCGUACGACAGACUCUUACCUAGCACUUACGAUAUGUAUAAAUGUACAUAAGACGGUCGAUCUAGCGAGCGCGACCCGGGGGAGACGGUCGGGGCCCCGUGUCUUCGGCCUCGGAAGUAGCGGGCCGCCGGAAUCUGCCGCGGCGACAGGCUUUAAAGAGACCAGAUAAAGACACCGUCUGAACUGUGGUGUGCGUUUAGCGCCGGCCAGCUCUCUGUACAUUUGCUAGCUUGUAGUUUUAUAAGACUGAGUAAACUUCUUAUUUUUAGAAAGUGGAGGUCUGGUUUGUAAUUUUCCUUGUACUUAAUUGGGUAAAAGUCUUUUCCACAAACCGCCAUCUAUUUUGUGAACUUUGUUGGUCAUCUUUUAUUUGGUAAAUUAUGAACUGGUGUAAAUUUGUACAGUUCAUGUAUAUUGAUUGUGGCAAAGUUGUACAGAUUUCUAUAUUUUGGAUGAGAAAUUUUUCUUCUCUCUAUAAUAAAUCGUUUCCUAUCUUGGCAUUUUAA
Molecule: messenger RNA, 1696 nt
Organism: Ornithorhynchus anatinus (platypus)
Lineage: Eukaryota; Metazoa; Chordata; Mammalia; Monotremata; Ornithorhynchidae
Gene: BTG1
Product: BTG anti-proliferation factor 1
Exons: 2
Coding region: 197-712 (171 amino acids)
Biological process (GO): negative regulation of mitotic cell cycle; negative regulation of cell population proliferation
Cellular component (GO): cytoplasm; nucleus
Source: RefSeq, a predicted model, not a curated record